CUCCGCCAUAUCCUCUUCUCUCUCUCUCUCUCCCACACUCGCUUUUGCUGGUUUCUCACUCGUAUUCUCUGAAAUAGAGCCAAAGCCGCGUGAGAGGAUAGCAGGUGGGAGGGAAUUUGAGGGGAAGUGUGUGUGUGUUUUCUAGUGUGUGUUCGUGUGUGAAAUGGGAGAAUGAUAUAGGGAAUUGAGACGGAGGCGAGGCGAAUCUUGGGGUUUGUGAGAUUCAUGAAAAACCGCAGCAGAACAGGCUGAAAUCGGGGGAUUAUCAUUUUAUAAAGUGUUGCGUUCGGUGAAUUUUGCGUUUUGUUCUGUUUUUCUUUUUUGAGGUUGUAAAAUGUCAAGGCCUCUUCAUCGAGGUGUAUCGGCUGGUGGCGGGCGGUUCUUGGGGAACAGUCAAGAUUUCUGGGAAGACUCUCAGAUGAAAGAAAGGACAGAGAAGGAAGAUUUGGAUCGCAGUCGAGCAAAUGGAGCUGAUAAUACCUUCUUAUCACUCAAAUUUCCUUUUCGGUAUCUUUUCACAGAUAAUUUAUCUUCAAAACACUUCAGUGAGAAUGGAUUCAUGUCUGAUCCCUUUAGCCCUGGGCCUCUGAGGAGUCGGCAUAAAGUGACACUCACUUUGCUAAAAUUUAGUUUAGUUGUGAUUGUGAUUCUUGCUCUUACUGGUUCCUUCUGGUGGACGCUCUCUAUAACUUCUACUACCAGAGGACAAAUAUUCCGCGGAUAUAGGCGGCUUCAAGAGCAACUGGUUUCGGACCUGUAUGAGAUAGGGGAGCUGUCUCUUGGUACUUCAAGGUUCAAAGAAUUGGAGUAUUGUUCGCAGGAGUCAGAAAACUAUGUUCCGUGCUUCAAUGUUUCGGAAAAUCUUGCGCUGGGUUUUUCAGAUGGUGAAGAGUAUGACCGUCAUUGCAUACAUGGUUUAAAACAUAAUUGCUUGGUUCUUCCACCUGUCAAUUAUAGAAUUCCCCUUCGGUGGCCUACCGGAAGGGAUGUCAUCUGGUUUGCAAAUGUUAAUAUUACAGCGCAAGAGGUGUUAUCUUCUGGAAGUUUGACCAAGAGAAUGAUGAUGUUGGAUGAAGAUCAGAUUUCUUUCCGUUCAGUAUCAUCUAAAUUUGAUGUUGAAGACUACUCACAUCAAAUUGCAGAAAUUAUUGGGCUAAGGAACGUGUCCUACUUUACACAAGCUGGAGUCCGAACCAUCUUGGAUAUAGAAUGUGGUUAUGGUAGUUUUGGUGCACAUCUAUCUUCGCACCAACUAUUGACCAUGUGUCUAGCAAACUAUGAGGCAUCAGGCAGUCAAGUUCAACUAACUCUUGAAAGAGGUCUUCCUGCAAUGAUUGGUUCAUUUUCUUCAAAGCAGUUGCCAUAUUCAUCUCUCUCUUUUGAUAUGAUACAUUGUGCAAGAUGCCAUAUCGAUUGGGAUAAAAGAGAUGGCAUAUUUCUGGUUGAAGUUGAUCGGUUGUUGCGACCUGGUGGAUACUUUGUUUGGACCGAUCCACUUAUAAAUUCUCAGCGUUCCCUUCGUGACAAAGUUAACCUCAAGAAAUGGAAUGCAGUGAGUUCAUUUACAGAAAAACUUUGCUGGGAUAUGUUGCCACAGCAAGAUGAAACUGUUGUGUGGAAGAAGACUAGUAAGAAGAAAUGCUAUUCAUCAAGGAAAACUAGCUCCCCUCCUUUGUGCAGCAAGGGCCAUGACAUUGAGUCCCCAUAUUAUAGACCACUGCAGUCGUGCAUUGGAGGAACCCAGAGCCGCCGAUGGGUUCCAAUUGAAGAAAGGAGAAAAUGGCCUUCCCUGGCUAAAUUGAACCCAGCUGAACUUGCAAUUCACGGUUUGCAUUCAGAAGAGUUUGCAGAGGAUGCUAUUAAGUGGAACUCAGCAGUCCGCAAUUAUUGGUCUCUGCUGUCACCGCUAAUAUUUUCAGAUCAUCCUAAGCGACCUGGUGAUGAGGAUCCAUCACCACCUUACAACAUGCUGAGAAAUGUGUUGGACAUGAAUGCUCAUUUUGGUGGUUUUAAUGCUGCCUUAUUAGAAACCGGGAAAUCCGUAUGGGUUAUGAAUGUGGUCCCUACAAGAGGACGUAACACUCUACCCUUAAUCCUUGACCGGGGAUUUGUUGGAGUGCUGCAUGACUGGUGCGAACCAUUUCCAACAUAUCCAAGAACAUAUGAUCUGGUUCAUGCUGAAGGACUUCUCUCUCUUGAAUUUGCUGAGCAGCCAAGAUGCCAAAUGCUAGAUUUAUUUGCCGAAAUUGAUCGUAUACUUCGUCCUGAGGGGUGGGUGAUUCUAAAGGACACUGCUCGUCUCAUUGAGUUUGCAAGAUCUCUAACGACACAGCUGAAAUGGGAUGCACGAGUUGUAGACAUUGAGAGUAAUAGCGAUGAGAAACUCCUGGUCUGCCAGAAACCUUUCUUGAAAAAACAAGCGAGCUAAUUCUGGAAGAAAAAAAGGCGAUUAUCAUAUAUGAUAGACAACACUAUUCACAUUCAUUUCUGGAUCUAUAUAUAUCAACAUAAACAUUCCACCAAAAUGGUGGUGCUAAAAGUUUUGAAGAACCGGAAAGAGAUAGCACUGGGCAGAAAAUGCACUGUGUUGCUAGAAACGAGCCGCCACACCUAUGGAGCCGCAAGGCAGACAUAGGGCCAUGUAAUUAAACACUGAGACUCAGCGAGUGAAACAGGUAUGGCGCCGUACACUGGUUUUUCUUGUGAUGUCUCAUUGUGAGAACAAUAUUACAGGAUGAAUUUAAAUGUGAAGAUCUUACAAUAAGUGACGAUACGAUUUUCUAGUGUAUAGCCAUACAUAGUUUUAGAUAUGCAUUUUUAAGUUGGGAGAAUUCUUUUCUCAGUUUCUGCAUCCAUUGGGAUUUCUGCUUUACUUUCAUUGUUUCCUUUUGCUGAACGAUUAAAUGCAGUGAUAGUUGUUUCUUCUUACAUA
Sesamum indicum (sesame) is the source of this 2932-nucleotide messenger RNA. It is a transcript of the gene TSD2, whose product is annotated as S-adenosyl-L-methionine-dependent methyltransferases superfamily protein. The record is from RefSeq and is a predicted model, not a curated record. Gene Ontology annotation, cellular component: cytoplasm. NCBI's taxonomy places the organism in Eukaryota, Viridiplantae, Streptophyta, Magnoliopsida, Lamiales, Pedaliaceae. Gene Ontology annotation, molecular function: methyltransferase activity.